AUGAAAGAUAAUAAAACAAAAUUAAUUAUUUAUUUUUUUAUAGCUAUAAUAAGUGGAUAUAUUUAUUAUUCCAACCAACAAUUGAAUAAACAAAAUAUAGUGAAACAAGUUAUCUAUGAAAAACUUCAUACUAAAAAUUUGAUUAUUAAUGGUGAAGAUAAACCAAUAAUUUUAGCUCACCGUGGUUCAAGAUAUUUAUUACCUGAAAAUACAAUUUUAGCAUUUAAAACUGCUUUAGACAUUGGUGCUGAUGUUAUAGAGACAGAUGUUAGAAAAACAAUUGAUGGUGAACUUGUAAUUUUUCAUGAUAAAUCAGUUGAAAGAACUACAAAUGGUAAAGGUGAUGUUGAAGAAUUAACAUUAAAAGAAUUGAAAUCAUUAGAUGCAGCAUAUAGAUUUUCAGCAGAUAAUGGUACUACCUAUCCAUAUCGUGGAAAAGGAAUUCAAGUACCAACACUUGUUGAAAUGUUUGAAAGUUUACCAAGUGAUACACAAAUUAAUAUUGAGAUCAAAGAGGAUGAUAUGGAAGUGGCUGAAAAGCUAUGGAAAGAGAUUGAGCAUCAAAUGGAGACCACCACAAGAAAGCCUAAAUCCAUUUUAAUCGGCUCGAGAUACUGCCCCCCCACCCAACACAUCCGUUCCCUAGCAAAACUUUACCAAACUCGUAAUAACAUCGCUCAAUUACCAAUCAGCACAUCAGCAUGCGAGAAGGAUGUAACCAAAUUCGUGGUUUUGAAUCAACUUUUUUUAGCACCCAUUUACUUCUCAAUGUACCCUAUCACCGGUUACGAAUGCUUUCAAGUGCCAGUCGCGUCGGGCCCCAUACAUUUAGACACUUUGAAAUUCAUCGAUGCGGCUCACCAUUUUGGUAAACACGUUCAUUUUUGGGUUGUAAACUUUAAGGAUGAGAUCGAUCAUCUCUUAACUCUCCCCAUUGAUGGUAUCAUUUCAGAUAGACCAGAUCGUGUCGUUGAACAAUUUAAAUCACAUAAUAUCAAAUCAAAACAAUUUCAAAUUCCAAAACCAUUACCAUCAAAUACAACUGGUACUUACUAUUUACCACUUUACGAUAUAGAUGAAAAUCAUACUUGUGUCACUAUUACUUGUAUUCUCUUACAACGUAGUCAUCAAAUUGUAAUCUCUUUAAUUUUCUCUUUUUUACUUUUAAAAUUAAUAAAUUUUAAAAAUAAUAAUAAUAAUAAUAGACAAGUUAAAAAUCAAAAUUUACAAAAAAAAGUUAAAUAA
Molecule: messenger RNA, 1245 nt
Organism: Dictyostelium discoideum AX4
Lineage: Eukaryota; Evosea; Eumycetozoa; Dictyosteliales; Dictyosteliaceae
Exons: 2
Coding region: 1-1245 (414 amino acids)
Biological process (GO): glycerol metabolic process; lipid metabolic process
Molecular function (GO): phosphoric diester hydrolase activity; glycerophosphodiester phosphodiesterase activity
Source: RefSeq, a predicted model, not a curated record